This is a messenger RNA of Anopheles moucheti, 8931 nucleotides long. RefSeq lists its product as uncharacterized. Gene Ontology annotation, molecular function: protein binding. The record is from RefSeq and is a predicted model, not a curated record. The coding region runs from base 13 to 8931 and encodes 2972 amino acids. Lineage: Eukaryota; Metazoa; Arthropoda; Insecta; Diptera; Culicidae. The transcript has a single exon.
GUAAAAACUGUCAUGCACGGGACCUCCUAUCAUCUGCGAGUGGCACUGGUGAUAAUGCUUCGUGCCAUCAACCUGCGCCGAAAAGGUAAAUUAUUCGACUUUACGCUCACUAUGGAAGACCCCAAUGCUGGCCAAUUCGAUGACGUCGUGUUUCGCUACUCUUUGGCAUCGAGACCGGAAGAGUUCGCUUGCGUUUACAUUCAAGCCAAACAUAGGCAGGUGAAAAAAACAUCAAUUACAAAAGAUGCUUUACUCUGGAAAUGGAACACUAAGACCCAAUUCUCAAUACCUAAAUAUUUUACAUCGUAUUUGCAAGGAUAUGAUCCAUCUUUGAAGGGCUCCCAUACAUACAUUUUGUGCACCAACCAAUCAUUUGAUGAAAAUCUUCAUGAUAAUAACAAUUUUAUUCCACGAGACCCUGACACCGACCACAUUAUAUCAUUCUGCGACGACAUAGGAGCAACGUGUUACAGUUUUAACAGUGAAAAAGAAAUUGAAAGUUUGAAGGAUGAGCUCAGAAUGACCAGUUUAGAAAAGUUAGGAUGCAUGAUCGCGAUUUAUGUCCACAAGAAAAGGCAAAUGCAAUCAAACAUCUAUAUGUUCAACAUUAACGUUAACUUAAUUGCUAAAUGUGUCGAAAUUCGUGAAUCAGGAACAUUUCAAUUCAAUGAAGAGUUUCGAGCUGCAGAUGAAUCAACACUCGUAGGAAUAUUAAGAUCCGGUUUUGUGCAGGAGUACAUCAAACUUACGAGGAAAAACGAAGUGAAAUGGGAAAAUGUUAGAAUUAAGGUAGAUCAAUCAUUUUCCGAAUCCAUUCUGAAUAUUAACCAGGAUUCAUUAUACGGCGAAACGCAAUACUAUGAAACAGUUGACGUAGUCAUUCAACAGUUCUUUGAUAAGUUCCUGUUCGUAUGUGGAUCCAUGAGUGAGUCACAACUUUUAACGGAGAUCUUAAAAAUAAUGCCUCCAUGGGUGAGCAAUCCCGAAAGUACAUACAACAACCUGCAGAAUAUGCUGCUAGAGAGUAUGACUGAAUCAAGUAACAUACAUUGGCAUGAUUUAAAAAUUCAUUUGAUUAAAACAAAAGCAAAUGAAGUUUGUAGCAAAGUUAUAGCAUUUUCAAAUGAUUAUCAAAAAACCACGCAUUCUAGAUAUUCUCAUAUCAUUGUAAAGACCAACUGUCUUGAAGACACCGGACUUCAUGAUUUUAUCAAUAAUGGAUUGCGUGGUGAUGUAUAUCGUUACCGUUGCGCAACGAAUAUGCAAUUGAACUCUUUAAUCGUAUCACAAACCUUAGCGAUGCAUCACUUCCAAUGUCUAUUUGUGGACAACGCUACAUUGCCAUUGGAAGGGAAUAUAGCUGAUUUCGUUAAUGAACUGAUGGAAUUCAUUGCUGCUGUUGAUCUCUCUAAAACAUACAUUAUAACAAUCCUUGGACAGCAGGAAAACGCUGCGCUUAAAGAAAUUAGGAACCUCACAAAGUCUCACAAGAUGAAAUUAAUCGUAGUAGAAGCACCAUCCGAAGAAGACCCGUCAGAAGAUCGUUUAUCCGUUCGUAAUCUUGUUGAGGAUAACAGAAUGCAGUUGUUUAAGAAUCAUCGCAAGUUUAAACUUUUCGGAACAAAAACUGAACUGGAUGAAAUUGUGAGUCUUGAUGAUAGUUUGAGCUUCUUAUGUAGUACUUUAGAUAAAUGUGACAAACCAGAUAUGGAAGCAAAUUUGAACCAAACGAAUUUUGAAAAAAUUAAACCAUGGUAUAUCCCACGUUCCUGUUCGCCAUACUCGGACGACAAAUAUGAUCCUGAACAGUAUUUGAUCGAAAAGGAGAUCACUGCAGAAAUGGUACAUUCGAUCUUAUCUUACAACCAUGAAGCAAAUCGACUUCAAGAUGCUUUCAAGAAUGAGAACAAUGUUAAAGUUCAUAUCUUUUUAGAUGAAGCUGGUUAUGGAAAGUCUACCUAUUUCACAUGGCUGGCAUCCGCUUUGUCGAACGACAAUGAAUCGUUAUAUGUUGUGCGUAUGAAUGCCUCACAACAUUCUACUGAUUUUUAUGAGUUGCAAACGUCGAACCCUAAAACCCUUGAUGACACAGAAGUAAUAAGGAUCUUUUAUCGUCUUCUGUAUAUGACUCUCUUUGUACCUAACAUUCAUUUGCGAUCUAUUAAAGAAACCCUUAAUGAGAGACAGAAAGCAGAUCGCAUUGCACAACUUUUGAAGGUUUCAAAGGGAAAAACUUUCCUUGACGCGGAAGAGAAUGCAGAACACAAAUUUCCUUUAGAACAACUACUGCAGCUGCGGUUGUUUAUAACCAAGUUUAACGAAAUGCAAUUGAUUUGCUUAUUGGAUGGCUUUGACGAGAUCGCCCCUCACUAUAAAGAUUUUGUAAUGACGUAUUUCGCAAGGUUGGUUGCUUUUGAUGGAAUUCGCAACUUGUUUCUCUCAACUAGACCAUACAAUUUCAAAGGUGAAUUAAAGUACACUUUCUCAGGUUGUAAGAUGUGGCGACUAGAACCCUUUUCCCAGAGAGAUCGAAUGUUAUAUUUGAACAACUUCCUUGAGCAUGAGAUAAAAGACAAUCUAAGCAACAGGGACCACAGUAGCACAAUCUUCAAAACCGUGUACAACGUGACAAUUCAUAGUAUACAAGAUUUAAAAUUAAUACCACUAUUUCUCCAUAUGGCCGUUAAGUUUUCACUAUCGAAAGUCAAAACCCUUCACACCAUUCAUGAGCAAGGCGCAAUUACCGAAUUGUUCGACGAAUCAAAGUUUGAUCAGUUACAGGUUAUAACCAAUUUCAUAGAGGAAAAGCUGAGAAUACUAAACGACGAAAAACCAGGUGCAAUAGGUCAUGCAUCACUAAAUCCAAUCCAAAGAUUAAAGAACGAUGACAUAAACAGACAAAUAAUACGACGGCACAACUUGAUAGCCAUGUUGGUUAUAUUCACUACAAACGUCAGAGCUAAGCUAUUGUCCAAUGAAGAACAACAGAAAGCAAACGAAUUUUUGCAAGACAUUAUCCAAGCAAAAGAGAAGACCGGUAUCGUAUUGGCAGUUCAAAAUGAUACUCCUCAGUUUGCUCAUCGCAGUUUUGCUGAGUAUUUCGCGGCUGCUUGGAUUUACGACAAUAAACAUCUCAUUGACAGUAAGGACUUUUUCCGAUCGACGGCAUUUUGGACUGCUACAGUGCAUCGAACGCGAGAUUUUCUCAAUCGAAUGAUCGUAAGAGAUAGUGAGCGAAGCGAUAUUCACAUGGCGGUCAUCAAUCAAUCAGAACAACAAGUUCGUGCGUUACUUUCCAAAGAUCCUUCGAUUGUAUCUGUGAAGGAUGCCGUUGGUCGAUUACCGCUUCACUUAGCUGUCAUGUACCCAUCAGAAGAGAUUCAACAGUUGCUUAUAGCAAACAUGCCUUCUCGGUCAAUAAAUACAAAAGAUGAACUUUUCCAGUGGACCGCUUUGGACUACGCUUUUGCAAUGCGGUCCAACAUAUCAAUCAAAAUCCUGCUCACUACAAAAGCACAGGUGAACGAAAAAACCUUGCUCGAUCAGUUAUUGUCCAAUGAUUUAAAUGAUUUGUUGAUUAAUGCGCAUGAAAUUGGAGUAUGGUUACAAACCACAGUAGAUUUGGAGCACAAUCUACACACAUUUUUUUCGAAACUAGUAGAAAAUUUGAUGAACGACAAAAAAAUCGAUUUACUCAGUCCUUACCAGGAGCUGGACAAUUUAACUGUUUUAGAAUUCUGCACCAAACGUAAUUUUGUUGAUAUGCUUGAACUAUUUUUAAUACGGAUAUACGAGGACAGAGGAUUAUCCACACAACAGGUCAAUCAAUUGUUACAAAUUGCAUCAGAAAACAAAGCACAUGCCAUUAUAACAUAUUUCGAGGCUAAUGUGAAUAUGCUUCUCCCACAAAUAAAAAGUGUUGAUGUGCUCAUCGCUGCGAUAAAGUCAUCAAUAAAACAGGAACACUUGUACCUACUUCAACUACUUUUUCAUCAAUUGUGUCUUCAACGCAAGAUUUAUGUUGUUGAUGAUACAGACAUUCUCACCGAUGAUUAUGCUCCAGGUGAGGACCGGUUACCUUGGGUGAAAAAAACACACUAUCCAAACUUCUGUUGUGUACGAAGUUCUGAUAACGUUGGAAUAUUCCUGCCUGAAUAUGAUGAGAAAGAUACCCUGCAUGAAGGAUACCUUAUCGAAGCUCUUCUCGCCACAGCAGUGCAUGAGGGGAACUUGCUGAUGGUGAAAUACAUUGUGCAGAAGACCAACACGACCAUUACCAACAGACUUAUUGUGAUGGUGAUGCGAUUGUUACCGAAGAAAGGUAAUGUUUGUCAUGAGCAAUCGAUGGAUGUAUUCUCAUAUCUUCUCGAAAGAACGAUCGAUCUAGAGAGCAUCGACGACGAAGGCCGUAAUCUCCUUCAUAUGACGGCUCAAAAUGGUUGUUUCUUCAUGUUGCGUUGCCUGAUUGCCAAGGGAUUUGAUCCAACAGUGGCUAACACAAGAAACGGAUGGAACGUGUUUGAUUAUGUCGUUUUCGGUCAGAAUGAAGAUCGUACAGACAAAAUAUUGGAAUUCUUAUGGAUCAAAUGUGAUGUGAAUUGGUUCCAGUAUUUGGACAAAUUAGUCGAAACCGAUAGAAAUUCAACUGGCUUAAUUACAAAUCAAAAUAAAGUUAUACAGACGGCUCGUUCUUUUGUUGGUAAAAACAAAACACGAGAAACAGUUCAAAACACACAAAAUUCGAAAAAGCUCAACAAACAACAGCAUGCUCUAUUAGCCGUCUACGCUAUAUACAGUUUAGAGAACCAAACUAAGCUGUUGUCCGAUCUGGAACAACAAGAAGCUAUUCGAUGCAUGCGGGAAGUAGCUCAGGGCCUGCAGAACAGUAGAUUCAUACGAAAAGUUCGCGGUGAUGUGGUCCAAUUCUAUCAUCGCAGUUUUGCUGAGUACUUUGUAGCUUCUUGGAUUUACGACAAUAAACAUCGCAUAAGAAGAGCGAGCUUCUUCCGAUCGUGGGUGUAUUGGGGCGUCAAAACACAUCAAACGCGAGAUUUUCUCAAUCGAAUGAUCAUAAGAGAUAGUGAGCGAAGCGAUAUUCACAUGGCGGUCAUCAAUCAAUCAGUAGAACAAGUUCGUGCGUUACUUUCCAAAGAUCCUUCGAUUGUAUCUGUGAAGGAUGCUGUUGGUCGAUUACCGCUUCACUUAGCAGUGGAGUACCCACCAGAAGAGAUUCAAAAGCUGCUCAUAGAAAAAAUGCCUUUUGAGUUAGUGAAUACAACAGAUGAACUUUUCAAAUGGACAGCUUUGGACUACGCAUUUGCAAAACGCUACGAAGCUUCAGUGGAAUACCUACUAGCUAUUGGUGCAGUAGUGGAUGAAGACAACUUGCUCGAACAGAUAAUGUCAAACAAUUUAUGGAGUAUUGUUUGGGGUGUACAUUUCUAUGGAAAAUGGUUAAACUCUCAUAAACACUCGAAGAUGAAUGCGAAUCGACUGCACAUACGUUCAGUUGAAUAUUUACUCCACGAAAAACAUCUUGACGUGUUCGCUCGCCGUUACGAACUCGACGCUUUGUCACUCUUAGAGUACUGCUCAAAGCAUAAUAUAAUCGGUGUAUUUCAACAACUUGUGUCUCAAUUGUACAUUGGGGAAAGAAUUUCUACCGAUCUUUGUAGUCAGUUGUUGCAAAUAGCAUCAGAAAACAAAGCACAUGGCAUUGUAGCAUAUUUCUUGGAAGAAAACAACAUUCUUCUUCCCCAAAUGAAAUCUGUUGCUGAGCUCAUCUCUGCCGUUAAGUCUUGUAUCAAUCGCAAUCAAAUCAGCUCAUUCAAGGGCCUUUUUCAUGCACUAUGCCUUCGUAUCAGCACUCAUAUGGUAGACGAUACAGACAUUGUCGUAGACGAUUAUGCUCCAGGUGAUGACAGCAUACUACCGUUGGAUAAAAAACACUAUCCAAAAACUUGUUGUGUACAAAGUUCCACGAACGUUGGAAUAUUCCUGCCUAAAUAUGAUGAGAAAGAUACCCUGCAUGAAGGAUACCUUAUCGAAGCUCUUCUUGCUACAGCAGUGCAUGAGGGAAACAUGCCGAUGGUCAAAUACAUUGUGCAGAAGACCAACAUGGCCAUCUCCAACAGAAUCAUUGUGAUGGUGAUGAGGUUGUUACCGAAGAAGGAUGAUGUUUGUCAUGAGCAAUCGAUGGAUGUAUUCAUGUAUCUUCUCGAAAGAACGAUCGAUCUAGAGAGCAUCGACGACGAAGGACGUAAUCUCCUUCAUAUGACAGCUCAAAAUGGAUGUUUCUUCAUGUUGCGCUGUUUGAUCGUCAAAGGGUUUGAUCCAACAGUGGCUAACACAAGAAACGGUUCGAACGUGUUUCACUAUGUUGCGUUCAAUCAGGAUGAAGAUCGCACUGAUAAAAUAUUGGAAUUCUUGUUGAUUAAAGGCUACAUGCAUUGGUUCGAUGAUUUGGACCGUAUGGUCGACUCAGAUACGGAUGCGCUAAAUGCAAAUACAAAUCAAAACACACAAAGUAAGGAAAUGCUCAACAAACAACAGUAUGCUCUGCUAGCGUUGUACGUCAUAUUCAGUAAAGAGGACUUAGCUAAGCUGUUGUCCGACCCGGAACAGCAGGAAGCUAUGCAAUGCUUGCGGGAAGCAGGCCAGAGUAAUGCGAAGACUAGUAUUAUUCAACAAGUUCGCGAUGGCAUUCCCAAGUUUGCUCAAGUAAUAUUUGCGGAGUAUUAUGCUGCCUGUUGGAUAUUCGACAAUCAACAACGCAUGCGAAGUGAAAGCUUCUUCCGAUCGUGGACAUUUUGGACUGGAUACAGUGGAAGCAGUAAACAAUACCGAACGCGGGAUUUCCUAAAUCGUUUAACAACGAAAGAUAGUAAGAGGUGUGAUCUUCACUUGGCUGUAAUCAAUCAAUCAGCAGAACAAGUUCAUGAGUUACUCUCCAAAGAUCCUUCGGUUGUAUUCGAGAAGAAUGUCGUUGGUCGAUUACCGCUUCACUUAGCAGCGACAUAUCCAUCCGAAGAGAUAGUAAAUAUGCUGACAGAAAAAAUGUCUCGUCAGGUAGUAAAUACAAAAGAUGAUAUUUUCCAGUGGACCGCUUUGGACUAUGCAUUUGUAAAUCGCUACCAAGAUACAGUACAACACCUGCUAACUGUUGGAGCAGUGGUGGAUGAGGACAACCUGCUCCAACAGAUAUUAUCAAACAAUUUACGGAGUUUAAUAUGGAGUGCACAUUACUAUGCAGACUUUUUAAACUCUCAUGACCACUCCAGGGCGAUUGCGAAUCGACUACAAGUUCGAUCAGUAGAAUAUUUGCUCUACCAAAAACAACUUGACGUGUUUUCUCGCCAUAAGGAACUCCAAUCUUUGACAGUCUUAGAGUUCUGCUCGAAGCAUAAUAUGAUCGGUAUAUUCAAACAUCUUGUUUCCCAUUUGAGCAUUCGGGAAAGAAUAUCAACCGAACUUUCGAGCCAGUUGUUUCAAAUAGCAUUGGAGAACAAAGCACAUGAUAUUAAAGCAUAUUUUGUGGAUGAAAACAAUUGGCUUCUUCUCCAAAUGAAAUCUGUUGCUGAGCUCAUCUCUGCCGUUAAGUCUUGUAUCAAUCGCAAUCAAAUCAGCUCAUUCAAGGGCCUUUUUCAUGCACUGUGCCUUCGUAUCAGCACUCAUAUGGUAGACGAUACAGACAUUGUCGUAGACGAUUAUACUCCAGGUGAUGACAGCAUACCACCGUUGGAUAAAAAACACUAUCCAAAAACUUGUUGUGUACAAAGUUCCACGAACGUUGGAAUGCCGUUGCCUGAAUAUGAUGAGAAAGAUACCCUGCAUGAAGGAUACCUUAUCGAAGCUCUUCUUGCUGCAGCAGUGCAUGAGGGAAACAUGCCGAUGGUCAAAUACAUUGUGCAGAAGACCAACAUGGCCAUCUCCAACAGAAUCAUUGUGAUGGUGAUGAGGUUGUUACCGAAGAAAGGUAAUGUUUGUCAUGAGCAAUCGAUGGAUGUAUUCAAGUAUCUUCUCGAAAGAACGAUCGAUCUAGAGAGCAUCGACGACGAAGGCCGUAAUCUCCUUCUUAUGACGGCUCAAAAUGGUUGUUUCUUCAUGUUGCGUUGCCUGAUUGCCAAGGGAUUUGAUCCAACAGUGGCUAACACAAGAAACGGAUGGAACGUGUUUCACUAUGUUGCGUUCAAUCAGGAUGAAGAUCGCACUGAUAAAAUAUUGGAAUUCUUGUUGAUUAAAGGCUACAUGCAUUGGUUCGAUGAUUUGGACCGUAUGGUCGACUCAGAUACGGAUGCGCUAAAUGCAAAUACAAAUCAAAACACACAAAGCACGAAAAAGCUCAACAAACAACAACUUGGUCUGUUAGCCAUAUACGCUAUACACACUCUACAUGGCUUAACGAUUCCGUUGUCCUAUGACGAACAACAAGAAGCUUUGCAAUGCAUACGAGAAGUCGCUCAGGGCAAUGCGACGAGUGGAAUCAUACGAGAAGUUAAAGAUGGUGUUCCUCAAUUUACUCUUCGCAUUUUCGCUUAUUAUUUUGCAGCUUCCUGGAUAUACGACAAUAAACAUCGCAUGAGAAGUGCGAGCUUUUUCCGAUCGUCGAACUUUUGGCACAGUGGCUAUGAAGGGCGUCGAAUUCUAGAUUUUCUCAACCGUUUGAUACUUAAAGACAGUGAUCGAAGUGAAAUUCACAUAGCUGUCAUCAAUCAAUCAGAAGAACAGGUUCGUGAGUUGCUUUCCAAGGAUCCUUCGAUUGCACUUGUGAAGGAUGCCGUUGGUCGAUAUCCGCUUCACUUAGCAGUGAUGUAUCCAUCAAAAGAGAUUGUAAAAUUACUUUCAGCCAAAAUGCCUUUUGAGUUAAAAGAAACGAAAGAUGAACUUUUUCAAUGGACAGUUUCCGAUUACGCAAUGGCACUCCCUUGGUAG